GGAGAGAGAGAGAGAGAGAGAGAGAGGGAGAGAGAGAGAGAGAGAGGAUUCCAGCGACAUCUAUAGAUUAAUGUCGGAUAUAAAGCGUGAUGAUUCAUGUGAGGUAUACUGCUGCGUAAAUCAUGAAACGCAUGCCUCCUCACGUGACAGAUUAAUAUACUUCCCCAUUAAAAUCGAGUAGAGAGACUUCCUAAUAUCUGCACACUUCUGUAAAGAUGGAGUUUGUUAAAGAGGAGAGAGAAGCAGAAACAUGCAGCGAGAAAGAGGAAGAACCCGAGGAGCGGAGAGACCUGACGGAAGAGAAAGGUGAAGGUGAAGAACCGAGUGAGGUGACGGAGAAGCAGCAGAGUCAGGAAAAGUCUUCGAGUUCCUCAGACACUGAAGAGAACGCUUCACAAAAGAGAGCGGACGCUAAAGGCUCGUUCUCCUGCUCUCAGUGUGGAAAGAGCUUCACUCGUAAAGGACACCUGGAGGUUCACAUGGUGAUCCACACCGGAGAGAGACCAUACACCUGUCCUCAGUGCGCCAAGAGCUUCACCUGCAAAGGAAGCCUGAAGGAUCACUUCAAGAUCCACACCGGAGAGAGACCUUUCAGCUGUCCUCAGUGCGGAAAGAGCUUCACAAACUCUGGAGGACUGAAGAGGCAUGUUCGGAUCCACACCGGAGAGAGACCGUUCACAUGCCGUCAGUGUGCGAAGAGCUUCCCGAGCUCAGGAGAGCUGAAGAGACACAUACGGAUUCACUCGCGAGAGAGACCUUACAGCUGCCCUCAGUGCGGAAAGAGCUACAAACAGAAGGAGGUUCUGAGGGAACACGCCAAAAUCCACUCAGGAGAGAAGCCUUUCACGUGCAUGCUGUGCAGGAAGAGCUUCACACAGCAGAGCACGCUCAAAGUUCACAUGAAGGUCCAUUCAGGAGAGAAGCUACACCAGUGUCCUGAAUGCGGCAGGAGGUUUUCAGAGGCCUGCAAUCUCAAAACUCACCUGCUCUCUCACACCGGAGAGAGACCCUUUCACUGUCAGCGCUGCGACAAGAAGUUUUUCCUGGCCGUGCACCUCAAAACACACAUGAGGAUCCACGAGGACGAGCGGCGAUACGUGUGUUCAUUCUGCGGGAAGAGCUUUCUGUGGCUGCACGGGUUUAAAGACCAUCAGAAAACUCAUAUGGGCGAGAAACCCUACGAGUGUCAGGACUGUGGGAAGACCUUCGCGAGAGCCGCCGAGCUGAAAGUGCAUGAACGGAUCCACACCGGAGAGAAACCCUACAAGUGUUCCCACUGUGAGAAGAGCUUCACUCAGUCGUCAGGACUGAAAGUGCACGAGAGAGUCCACACCGGAGAGAAACCGUACCUCUGUCCUUCCUGCGGGAAGACCUUCAGCCGAUACGGGAGUCUGGGAAAACAUUUAAAAAAGGCUUGUCCAAAGCUGAAGAAGGGAACUUGGAUGGAUUUUAACCCGGACUAAUGACCAUUAAUGAUAUUUAAGUGAACUCCGAGUAUUAGUUUAGAAAAAACUGCCACAUUUCAUAUUAGUGACUAGCGUUUUAUUUGCAUGUGGUUGCAUUAAACUCUACAGUCAUCACUUACUUUUCUAAUGUCUCUAAAUGUAUUUCUGUUGAUCGUAGCUCAUCCGUGCUGAAAGUGAUUUCAGUGUACUGUAAAAUCAAUCAAGUGUGAAUGUGUGCUAGUUAAUGCUGGACUGGGUUACAUUAAUCAUGUGAAUAAAUCACUUAAUAGACAGAUAAACACAUCAGCUGUGUAGUUCUAGUGCUUCUGACCGUGUAUGAAUCAUCAGCACGAGAAAGUCGCACCGAGAGAACACAUCUACUUCUAGAUACACUUUUUAUCUUAUGUGAUGAAACUGUUGUUUGCUGUUUCAGUCAAAGCAUUAUAUGUUGUUGUUGGUGUAUACCGAACCUGUUUUACAGUAACACUAUGAUCCAGAAGUGUGUUUAGUUUGGUGUUCACUCCUCCAGACGAGGUUCAGGACUGAAGCAGAAACAUCAUCUGUCUGCUCGUGUGUUUCCUCUCAGUCCUGUCGCUCAUCUCCUCAUGUCCUCUUUUACAUUCGUUUGUCUUUCCGUUCUGCUGUCAGUGGUUUGUGUUCAUGAAUGUCGCCCGCCUUCCAACCUUUGCUCUUAAUUGUCUGUGUUAAAGUAUCAGACCGUCACUUUAUUAAAAUGAAGAAUAUGAAUUCCAGAAGUGUCUGUAAGCCUGAUCUGUUGCAAACCAAACCUUGCUCUGGAGUUGACUGAUGUGGGGAUUCUCUUCAGGCUGUGAGGUAUAAUAACAGGAAAUUAAAGCUGAGUUAGAAAUGCAUUGGUUGUUUGGUUUUUCCUUUAAAUCUUUUUACACAAUAAUGACACUUUAUAAUAAAAGGGGUUGUGUGUGAGGCAUCUCAGUACAUGCUUAAAUGAUUGUUUUCCAGCAAGGGAACUGAGGACAUCUGGACUGUUCCAGAAGAUUUCUCAUAAUCGUUACAAGUUUUUUCUAUCAAAGAGCAUGUGUUC
Messenger RNA from Carassius auratus (goldfish), 2508 nucleotides. Its product is annotated as gastrula zinc finger protein XlCGF57.1-like. The transcript is spliced from 3 exons. The record is from RefSeq and is a predicted model, not a curated record. Gene Ontology annotation, molecular function: DNA-binding transcription factor activity, RNA polymerase II-specific; RNA polymerase II cis-regulatory region sequence-specific DNA binding. The coding region runs from base 216 to 1463 and encodes 415 amino acids. Gene Ontology annotation, biological process: regulation of DNA-templated transcription. Lineage: Eukaryota; Metazoa; Chordata; Actinopteri; Cypriniformes; Cyprinidae.